AUGGUAUCUCGCUUGCAGAGAAGAAAAUUAAGAAGUACUCGAAAGAGAAAACAAACGAGGAAGAGAAGAUGUCGAAUUGCCGAUCUGCCGGAUUGCAUUCUGGAAUACAUACUUUCAUUGAUACCUCUAAAAGACGCAGUAGAAACUAGCCUGGUUUGCCGUGAUUGGAGGCCCUUUUUACUAAAACGGCGCAAUCUGGUAUUUGACUUCGAGGGGUAUGUUAGGAGGCCGCCACAGUUUGAAAAACGUGUGGAUACAUAUUUGCAGCUGUAUAAAGGUGACAAGGUCGACUCUUUCACAGUGGAAUUCACUGAUCCAGAAGGUGGCGACGUCCUUGAUCGAUGGAUCCGUUUCGCAAUUACAAAGGGAGUUGAAGAACUUCAUCUUCGACAUCACGUUUUUGAUUAUGUUUUCCCUCACUGGUUACUUUCUGAACAAGUAAACGCAGGCUCAAGAGUUAAUCUAAAAGUUCUGUCAAUAUGUAGCAUUGAUGGUAUUUUACGACCUCCUCCUGAUUUUAACGGAUUCAAUCAGCUAAAGACUCUUCAUCUAAUUCAUGCUAUCAUCGAUCCAAGUUUUACGUCAAAUCUCUUUUCUGUCUUUGCGUCCCUCGAAAGCUUGACCUUAUAUCGCUGCAGCCUUGGUCGAUAUCUUGCUAAUACUAGAACUGAUCUGAAUAUUGUUGCCGGUGAUCGUCUAACUGAACUGAGAGUCAUGGAUUGCGGCCCAGCCAAAAUCAAAAUUUCUGCACAAAAUCUUGCCUCCUUGGAAUAUAUUAAUAAUCAUUGGACCUCUCUUUCUAUCAAAACUCCGCGUUUAGCAAGAAUUUAUUUGCCAGACACUGUUCACGAUCCAUUGUUACCUCAUGUUCUAACACAAUUUGCGACGUGUUCUGAGCUCGAGUCUCUUUGUCUGCGGAUGUACCCGGAAACCCUAAUCAAUUUCAGCAUGCCAGCUUUUGGAAAUUUGAGGAAAUUGAAGGUGGAUAUCUGCAUCCAAUAUGGUCGUCCAUACAAUGAUGACAAUCUUCUUCGCUUUCUGGAUUUUCUCAAGGCUGCACCCGUUUUGGAAGAGCUUGUAACAGCUUUGAUUGACCUCAAGUUUACUGACACUACUGAUGAACGAGAGAUAAGGAAUGUUUCUGGAUUUACACAUGAUAACUUGAAAUUAGUUAAGAUGAAGAGUUUCCACGGUCACUGGUCCGAAAUAGAGUUUGCGAUUUGUAUUCUCAAGUACACAACAAAUCUCAAGAUAAUGGAAAUUGGGCCUUUCGCAAGAAGCGUUUCUGGUGACUACUUUCGAGAGAAGGUGAAUUAUCCAGAACGACCUAGGGCAAUUAUGAAAGAAAAAAUCAAGGAAGUAAAGACCGAUGCUCAAAUUAUAUUUCUGCCAUAA
Rosa rugosa (rugosa rose) is the source of this 1395-nucleotide messenger RNA. RefSeq names its product putative F-box/FBD/LRR-repeat protein At4g03220. Gene Ontology annotation, molecular function: protein binding. Lineage: Eukaryota; Viridiplantae; Streptophyta; Magnoliopsida; Rosales; Rosaceae. The coding region runs from base 1 to 1395 and encodes 464 amino acids. The record is from RefSeq and is a predicted model, not a curated record. The transcript has a single exon.